AUGGGCAACGAUUCUUCCGUAGACGAUAAGCAAUACUUGUUUCUUGUCCGUCAUGGAGACCGAUGGGAUUACGCCAAUCCAGAAUGGAAAGAAGUUCCUGAAUCUCGUAAAGGUGAUUCACCCUUGAGUUUACUGGGCCAUAGGCAAGCAAGAGAGUUUGGACAAUACCUCGACUCGUGGAUGCACGAACGUGGCUUUACCGGUGACGAUAUUACUUGGUUGUCAUCACCCUUUCUGAGAUGUAUGCAAACUUCGGAAGAAGCCCUCAAUGCCUUCGAGAAAGUCGAUCUCAGAACUACCGAAAUCAAUCCAGAAUAUUCCAUCUUUGAGUGGGAUGGCAAGUUCGGAGGAUGGCACAGUGACUUGCCCUCCUUGGAAGAGAGAAGACACUACUUCCCUCGACUGAACAUGUCCUAUGAAUCAAACUUUAUUCCAGAGCUUCCAGAACCAAAAUCAAAGUUCUUGAAAAGGUGUCAACGGACCGUAGAUUGUUUCCACAAACGGCAUCCAUUCAAAAAGAGGCAAAUCAUUGUCAUGGUAUCGCAUGCCGCUGGAUGCAUUGCCCUGUCCAAGGCAUUUUCCCAACAGCAGUUUUCAGACAUUACUCCAGCAGGACCCUGCAGUAUCUACGGAUUGACACGGACCAAAGAAACAAACGUCUGGUCCAUUGCGGCCCACGACGAUUUGACAGGGCAUAAUGGGUUCACGGGGCACUUGUCCGAUAUGGGAACCGCGACACGACCAUGGAACAAAUUUGGUGACGGCAGUGACGUGAACAAGAAAUUCUAUACUGGACCACCAACCUCUCGAUUUGCUCCAGCCAAGUUGGAUGCAAAAAUGUAG
This is a messenger RNA of Cylindrotheca closterium, 843 nucleotides long. The record is from the annotation of a GenBank genome assembly. Lineage: Eukaryota; Bacillariophyta; Bacillariophyceae; Bacillariales; Bacillariaceae.